Molecule: messenger RNA, 2871 nt
Organism: Anopheles funestus (African malaria mosquito)
Lineage: Eukaryota; Metazoa; Arthropoda; Insecta; Diptera; Culicidae
Product: daxx-like protein
Exons: 3
Coding region: 203-2020 (605 amino acids)
Molecular function (GO): histone binding
Source: RefSeq, a predicted model, not a curated record
GUCAGCUCGUAAUGAUCUUAGGUAAAUGCACGAAAAAGCAUAAGUACGCACAAAAGUGAUUGACGCGCUGUGCAUUCAUCUCGUUGUUAGUGGUGCGGGCAAAAAAAAUUACGCUUUCGGCUAAAAAACAGUAGUGACGCGGGCGAACGUUGUGCGCGUGUUAUCGGUGCCGACACAACAGUGUACAUAAUUUCGAAACACGAUGGAAUCUUCAUCCGUAAUUGUGCUAGACUCGGAUUCGGAUGAUGGGGUAAUAAUGGAAAAUCCCUCCAACCGUGUAGGCGGUAAAAGAAAGGCAACACAAUCUCCGCACACCACACACACCGGCACGCAGCUAAAUGGUACGAGUAGCAAUGUUCCGUCCGCUUCCGGAGGAGCACAGGAUCCACAACGGAAACGCAUCAAACCGAUUACGAUCGCAUCGAAUCUAUCGGAUAAGCGAUGGACAGAAGGAGUAACACCACCACCACAUAACAAUAACAACAAUAAUCAACCGAUUAUUAGUAGUGAAAACUUCGCGCCAAUCACUUAUUCGGAGGACUGGGAACAGGAGAUGAAGCAAUACCAGCAGAAACUAGCCGGUGCAGGUGGAGACCGGCGGGAACGUUCCUUAUCCGUGCAGGCAACAGCGACGGUGACCACUGCUAUCAGUAGUCGCAGCAGCACCACAACGAGCGAUGAGUCAGAUCCAAACAGCAGCAGUGCAGACACGCCCGGACCUGUAGAUACAAGUUUUUCCGCAUCGGAUAAACCAAGAACUCCAGCUUCCGAGACUAUCGACAAAAAUCCAAUCGGAAAAGAAUUUCAAGACUUGCUAGACGCUUGCCGUAAUGCGGACAGUUCGAAGGAAAUGGAAUUGCUGAUAAAUAAAAAGCUGAUCCGCUACUAUGAGAUCGUCCAUCCGGACUACGUAAAUUCCAGAAGCUUCAAAAAAGCAGUCGUAGAAGCAACGGCCGGUAUACGGGCACGGCCAAAGCUGGUGUUUCUCAAGCUAGGCAACAUCGUGGAGGAACUUAAUGCACGGCGAAAGUCGCGUGCCGUUGCACCGCCCGAAGAGGAGCAAGACAAUCCUGUCCCGGCGCAAGACAAUCCCGUUCCGGCGCAAGACAAUUCGACCGGUAAUGCUAAAAAAGAUCGACAAAUCUCGCGACUGAACAAAGCCCUGUACGUUCUUAUGAAACGCAUCCACCAGAUGGAAGAGGCGGAGGUCGAUUUUAGCCAUGAGACAAACUCCACCUAUCUUAUGGCCGAACGUUACAAGAAGCGAGCGUUCGAGAUUUACGAAAAGCUGUGCGACAUCACGGGCGAGAGUAAAAAUGCUCAGCGAUUGGUGCGGAAACCGAUCCAAUUCCAAGGUACUCAGUACGCGGAGUUCAAUCGAACCUUGUCGCUGUUUGUUAACCGUACGAACACGUUCCCGAACUUCCGCGAUGUGUUAAAGUGUUUGGAGCACUGCAAUAUAAAGCACGACUACGGCUUACGAUCGGAACGUAUGAAUCGGAUUGCACACGAUGCGUUCAUUAAGGUGGGCAAACAGUUGCAGAAACGGCGUAAAACUGACCUAUAUGAAACCGUGAUGUACCAUGCGGGGGAGCAGAAGGAUCCGGCUACCAUCGAUCCUAAGUUGCGCGAGAAGCUUGAGGAGAAUGGGAGACACUAUGGCAAAGUGAAUAGCAUUAUCGAUAAAUAUGCCGAGAAAGAGCUAAAUUUACGCGAAGAAGGUCACGAAAAGACGGACAAAAGUAAAACAUCUGCUGAACAUAACAAUGAAACAAUGCCAUCCAGUAGCAAACAAAGCGCUACAGCAACAAGUUCGGACGUCACCGGUCCGAAUGAAGGGACAACUGUAACCGAGCUAGAACUUAGCGAUGACGACGACGACGACGACGACGAGGACGAGGACGAGGACGACGAUGAGGAUGAGGACGUUGAAUCUACUACGAAAGAAAACGUUCGACCAGACUCGUUCGAGGAUGUGAUCAUAUCCGACGACGAUGAGCUGAUCGUGCUAGACUCGUAGCAUUCACCAAAAAGUUUCCUUUUGUCUUAGUUUCAAGUUUUUUAAUCGCUCGGGUCUCUCAUACGCCUCGGAGUAAUGGACCUGGUCCUAAUCUAACCGUUCCGACAGUGGCGAGCGCUGUUGCGCUGUAUCAGUGCACUAGACUCGUCAAAGCUUCCGCUAUGCUGAUCACAGAAAAAAGAAGAGGGGAAAAGAGUCCCUGAGCGUUUGUAGGAGGUUUGUGGCCGGCAGUUUACAACGACUGACGGCUGUAGACACCUUUGCAGCUGGCCAUGAUCGCGGAACGGUUAUUGUGAGUGAUAGUAAGUUAACCAUUAAGUUGAUUUCGUCCGAUCUCGUACACGGGCAGAUAUUUGUCAAGCGACUGAAAUACAAAAGCUUUUCCAAAACGUAGCGUAUAUAUAGUAGCUGUCGAUCGUUUUCGGACACUUCGCGCGUCAUGAUAAUUGGCUGCAGUUUUUAAAAAGCGUUUUUUUUUUUCAAGUCAAAUAACGAGGUGUUCGAAAAUGAAUGUUCACCCUGCAAUUAAAUUUUUCUUUAAAAUUUAACAUCAUUUUUAAUCUUUUUGCUUGCGUUAGUGCGUGGAAAGGAAGGUAGAAGAAACGAUACGUUUGCAAUACUGAUAAAUUGUCAUAGCGAUAUGCGCUUCGGAGCAGCGUUGAAUAGUGCAAGAAGUGUAAAAAAACAUGUUCCGAAAUUGAACGACAGCUACUGUAUAUGAUUGUAUAUACGGAACAGUAACGGGGAAACCACGGGGUAUUAGUAGGGUUUCUGGCAAUCGACGGUGCCAUUCUAUGUACAGCGGGUGAAGAAUAAGCUGUGGAAUAAACAUCCAUGUGACGGAAAAUAUU